AGAUAGAUCGAUUCAAUCCUUCAUUUUGAGUGUAACCUUGUGUAUAAAGAGUGAGGUCCUUUCAUAUGCAAGCGUGAUCAUCACAGAUUCACAAUCCAUGCAUACAUAGUCUCUUUUUUUUUUCCGUCCGUUUUUAGAAUGAGACCGGCUUCUAAACGUUGAAUCCGUUUAUCAAAAAAAAAAAAAAAACAUUAAAUCCUCUGUCUGAACCCUCCAGAUCCACCAGAGGCUUCGCUUGUAGCCAUGCCUCCUCGCGGUGACGUGGCGGAACUAAUCUGCUGAGCUGUGAUUUCUUUUCUUCUUUAUUUCGAGUUUUUUUUUUUUGGCUUUAUUAUUGAGUUUCUCUGUUCUCUCUCGAUUUUCGAUCACUGGAAGAAGAGAGUGAGAGGGAUCAAUGGCGUCUCAAUCAUCAUCAACGAGAAUCUGGUUCCGUAUAGUGAUCCUGAUCGCUUUAAUGGUGGUUCUAUUCUACGUCGGCCGCCCUCUCUACUGGAAGAUCUCCGCCACCAUCCACGAUAUCCGCCACAACAAGCAAUCCGUCAGAGAAGGUAUAUCUCAGAUCGUACAGGAGGCGCAGAGAUCCGUGGGAUGGUAUCACGACGAGUCGGAUUCGGGCUUCCGAGAUGUUCAGAACAAGAAAUCUGGAGUCGCCGCCUCUCGAAGGCUUCUUUUCGCCGGAGAUCAGUGAGAAAAAAUAUUUCUCCGUUGCUCUGUCAAAAUUUUCGAAAUAAAUUUCUCCGUGUUUAUAUAUAAGCUUUGGCUUGAAACUGUUAAAACUUGUUAUGGGUCUUCUUAUUGAUGUGCAAAACAUAUUUCGAUGCUUUGCUAUGGUUUUGUAAUUGUUAUCAUUUGUAAAUUCGAAAUGACUUUGUUUGAUCGAUCAAACAAGUUGUGUUCAUUUUGUGUGCCAUAGACUAUAAGUUUGCAGAUUGCUACUAUCAUUUGAAGGAAAUUCAUAUGCUUUUU
This is a messenger RNA of Eutrema salsugineum, 966 nucleotides long. RefSeq lists its product as uncharacterized. The transcript is spliced from 2 exons. Bases 395 to 688 code for a protein of 97 amino acids. The record is from RefSeq and is a predicted model, not a curated record. Lineage: Eukaryota; Viridiplantae; Streptophyta; Magnoliopsida; Brassicales; Brassicaceae.